Molecule: messenger RNA, 6204 nt
Organism: Grus americana (Whooping crane)
Lineage: Eukaryota; Metazoa; Chordata; Aves; Gruiformes; Gruidae
Gene: MAPK6
Product: mitogen-activated protein kinase 6
Exons: 6
Coding region: 2764-4929 (721 amino acids)
Biological process (GO): protein phosphorylation; cell surface receptor signaling pathway; intracellular signal transduction
Cellular component (GO): cytoplasm; nucleus
Molecular function (GO): ATP binding; MAP kinase activity
Source: RefSeq, a predicted model, not a curated record
UUGGUUUAGAAGCAUAUUUUUUUGUUUAGAGAAAUAUGAUAUAUGAACCUGCUGCAGUGUUUCAUCUGUUAUGUUUCCAAAUUAGAAAUUUCAGUGACAGUAAAUGAAAGAUCACUCUCAAUUACUAAAUCUUAAUUUCAUUUGUUUUAAUAGUGGGGCAUUUUUGCUAGGACAAAAUUGUCCUUACCACACUCAUGUGAGGUACCAUAUCUGUUUGGUAGCCUGCUUGGUCAGCUUCCUAGGACUAGGUCCUGUUUUGAAUGAUAGCUGGGCCCUGGUUUUUGUGGCUUUGGGAUUAAGUCAUUUCCUCAUAGUUACACAGGAAGUUUGUAGCAGGAUCAGAUCAAAUUGAAGGCUGCAAUGGGUUGCUUAUGUCGUCAAUAUUUGUUUUCUUAGUUCAGUCACUCCGAUUCUGAAAAUCAUUACAUACCUUCUGAAAAUUGCAAUUAGUGGUCACCUAGUGGAAGGAUAUAGUAUAAGCAGAUGAUUAAAAAAUGCAUCAUUUCAGGGAUACAGAAUGAAAAUUUUAGGACGACUACUUCAGUAAUCAAGUGGGCCAUAACUCCCUUUUUCCUUGAAGCAGUAAUGUUGUAACUGUGCACAUGUAGUACUGCUGCUGCCUUCGUUUGGUCAUGAUGGUAAGGGGUAGGAUCUGAGUUACCGUGAAGAGAUGGGCAGAUCGUGCUACUGAUGGGUGUCUUUUUGAAUCUGAUCCUGUGCUGUUUAAUGGAACUAGCUAAAAGAGAGGUUCCAGAUGUGUCAUCCAGCUGGUGCAAACCAAUUCUGUAUGGCUGCAUAUUGAAGACAUCAGCAAUGUGAAACAAUGGGCCUAAUUAUGGGGAAGAAUACAACUGGGUUUAGAUGGUCCCAAGGACAUAAAAUGCAGCUUAUUGCAUGGUAUUUGAACAGAGGCCUUGGACCUUGAGUUAACAUGAAAUUUAAAGUGUGAGUAUAAGCUACAAAAGUGAAUUUCCCUAACAAUUUUGGGGGGGGGCUGGGGAGUGAAAGGAAAAUGGUCUGGGGUGAUGUAAACUUUUUUUACAGGCAGCAGCUCAGAAUGAGCCUGAAAAUGGUGUAUGUGAAUGAGGAAAUAUUUUUAAGUUUAAAAAAAAGUUAAAAAUCAAGAGGCUAGACUUCUGGGUUUUAUAAUUGUGAGCAAAGAGUUGGAUAGUCACUGAUGCUAUCCUAAUUAACUCGAGGAUAAAUUUUAUAUUUGUUCUUUAAGUAAAUUCAUGGGUAUUAUAAGAAGGGUCCUCACACUGAUGAUUUAUACGGGUAUAAAUUCAAAAUAGUUUUGGGAACAGUAACAGCAUUACCUCAUUAUGUUUGUACUAAGGUUAUAAUGACCCUUGUAAAACACUGUCUAAAAUUAGGACUCUUGUCAGUAUGGGAAGAAAGGAAUCCCAAGGCAAUAGUUACACAUGCGGAGUAAAGAAAGCUCUGAAGAUCACCCUUCUGGCAGGGUAUUAAACCACAUCAGUGGAGGACAGCUCAAUGCUUUUCAGUUUAGAAGUACUGCAUUUGGUGAUCUUGAUUUAAAAAGAAAAGCCCAGCAGAGGAUAGCAUGUGUUUCCAUCUUCUUGCCUGUGUUUGUCACGUGGCUGUACAAAUACCUGGAGGCAGGUGGUGUGUGGCAGGAGGGAGCGAGCCAGGGCACUGGGGCUGCAUGUCUUAGUGGCAGUUGGGCUUGAACCUCAACGUGCUGAAACAGUCUUGUUUCUGUUUGCUGGUGUGCCUUCCUUUAUUUUUUUCUGCAUGCAAUUCUGAUUACUUUAGUGAAUUGAGGCCAUUAUUUAGAAUAUGUUAAUAAUUUGUCAGCUGCUCUUGCUGCCCUGUUGGGAGUGGGGAGACUUGUUUUGCUUGGUCCCAGUUGUCCCACUGAAGUGCUACCACAGUUUUAAGGGAAAACACUCAUACAAUUAACUGUAAAGUGUUGGGAUAGUUUGGAGAACUUUACAUUUAUUUAGAGAGCUGGGUGAAGAACUGGAAUGUGUUAAUCUACGAUCUAAGAGAAGAUGUUUAGUGGCUUGAUGUGACCUAUAGUUGUUGGGGAAGAACGUACAAGUGACUUGUAAUGGAAUUGCCCAACCCUUACCACACUGUGUAAGGUUGUCACGGAGUAAAAUGGAUGGUAGCUUUGAUUGUGAUUGUGGUGAGCUGGAGCCACCUGAUCAUUAACAGAAGGCAUCUUUUGUAAAUCAAGAGCUGCCAGAUUCCUGUUUAACUAGACUGUAAACAAAGGAGAGAAAAAGGAGGAAGAAGGAAGAAAAGUGCUUACCAGCACCAUAGAAUGACGCUGCUCAGGACCAGUCCAACACUGAAUGUAUCUGCACUGUGAGGAGGAGGAUGUUAAUAGAAGCCUAUUAUGUGCAUAUUUAUUCACAUUUUUGUUAAAUGUUAACCAGUUUAGCACAGUAGAGCUGAGUGCAUAGUAUGUCAUUUCAUUCCGUUUGAGUUUCUUGUGAGUAUUUUCUUUAAUGUCUGCAGAAAUGCUGCACCUUUCUUGAACUAUGAAUGCUGCAAUCUUUCUAUCUUAUGCUCAGUUUGAGUUCUAGAGCUCACGGGCUCUAAAUUCAAGGGGACACAACAGGCCUGGCUGGCUCAUAAUGAAAUGAGAGUGUCAAGAAACCAUCUUGCAGUCAAAGCCAAGUGUUUCUUCUCCCUUUCUGUAAGACCUUUCCUUCAGAUACCAGUGGAAGUGUCUCUGCGUGUUUACAGAAGCUUAGUAGUUUGAGGAAAAAGAAACGUAAAAAAAAUUUGAAAAUGGCAGAAAAAUUUGAAAGUCUCAUGAACAUUCAUGGUUUUGAUCUGGGCUCUCGCUAUAUGGACUUAAAACCACUGGGCUGUGGUGGAAAUGGCUUAGUUUUUUCUGCUGUCGAUAAUGACUGUGACAAAAGAGUGGCCGUCAAGAAAAUUGUCCUUACAGAUCCCCAGAGUGUUAAACAUGCUCUACGUGAGAUCAAAAUUAUUAGAAGACUUGACCACGAUAACAUUGUCAAAGUAUUUGAAAUUCUUGGUCCUAGUGGAAGCCAGUUAACAGAUGACGUGGGCUCCCUUACAGAAUUGAACUGUGUUUACAUUGUCCAGGAAUACAUGGAGACAGAUCUGGCUAAUCUGCUAGAGCAAGGCCCUUUACUGGAAGAUCAUGCCAGACUUUUCAUGUACCAGCUGCUACGUGGGCUCAAGUAUAUUCACUCUGCAAAUGUUCUGCAUAGAGAUCUCAAACCAGCUAAUCUUUUCAUUAAUACUGAAGACUUGGUGCUGAAGAUUGGUGACUUUGGUCUUGCACGAAUCAUGGAUCCUCAUUAUUCCCACAAGGGCCAUCUUUCUGAAGGAUUGGUUACUAAAUGGUACAGAUCGCCCCGUCUUUUGCUUUCUCCAAACAACUACACUAAAGCCAUUGACAUGUGGGCUGCCGGUUGCAUCUUUGCUGAAAUGCUGACUGGGAAAACCCUCUUUGCAGGUGCACAUGAACUUGAACAGAUGCAGUUGAUUCUAGAAUCAAUUCCUGUUGUACAUGAGGAGGACCGUCAGGAGCUUCUCAAUGUAAUUCCAGUUUACAUUAGAAACGAUAUGACUGAGCCACACAAACCUUUAACUCAGUUGCUUCCAGGCAUCAGUCCUGAAGCGCUGGACUUUCUGGAGCAAAUUUUGACAUUUAGUCCCAUGGAUCGAUUGACAGCAGAAGAAGCUUUGUCCCAUCCUUAUAUGAGCAUUUAUUCCUUUCCAACGGAUGAGCCUAUUUCAAGUCAUCCUUUUCACAUUGAAGACGAGGUUGAUGAUAUUCUGCUGAUGGAUGAAAGUCACAGCCAUAUUUACAAUUGGGAAAGAUACCAUGAAAGUCAGUUUUCAGACCAUGACUGGCCUAUUCAUAAUAACUAUGAAGCUGAUGAAGUUCAGCGUGAUCCAAGGGCUCUUUCUGAUGUUACUGAUGAGGAAGAAGUGCAAGUAGAUCCUCGCAAAUAUUUGGAUGGAGAUCGUGAAAAGUAUCUGGAGGAUCCUGCCUUUGACACCCACUUCUCUACUGAGCCUUGCUGGCAGUAUUCGGAUCACCAUGAAAACAAGUAUUGUGAUCUGGAAUGUAGUCACACUUGUAAUUACAAAAUGAGGUCAUCUUCAUACCUAGAUAAUUUAGUUUGGCGAGACAGUGAAGUUAACCAUUAUUAUGAGCCCAAGCUUAUUAUAGAUCUUUCGAACUGGAAGGAACAGAGCAAAGAAAAGUCUGAUAAGAAAGGCAAGUCUAAAUGUGAAAAGAAUGGGUUGGUGAAAGCUCAGAUAGCACUUGAGGAAGCAUCACAGCAACUUGUUGAAAAAGAAAGGGAGAAGAAUCAAGGAUUUGACUUCGAUUCAUUUAUAGCAGGAACCAUUCAGCUUAGUUUACAACAUGAGUCUACUGAUGUUGAUAAAUUAAAUGACUUGAAUAGCUCAGUGUCUCAAAUAGAGUUGAAAGGAUUCAUAUCGAAGUCAGUAAGCAGAGAGAAGCAGGAGAAAGGAAUGGCUAAUUUGGCGCAGUUAGAAGCUCUGUACCAAACUUCUUGGGACAGUCAGUUUGUAAGUAGCGGGGAGGAGUGCUUCCUCAUAGACCAGUUUUGUUGCGAAGUAAGGAAAGAUGAACAAGUUGAAAAAGAAAAUACUUACACCAGUUAUUUGGACAAAUUUUUUAGUAAGAAAGAAGAUGCUGAAAUGCUAGAACCUGAGCCAGUAGAAGAGGGGAAGCUUGGGGAGAAGGAAAGGGAAGAGAGCUUUCUCAGUAACAGUGGAGAACUCCUCUUCAACAAGCAGCUCGAGGCUAUAGGUAUUCCUCAGUUUCACAGCCCUGUUGGUUCGCCACUGAAAUCAAUACAGGCCACGUUAACACCUUCUGCUAUGAAAUCAUCUCCCCAGAUUCCCCACAAAACGUACAGCAGCAUUCUGAAACAUCUAAAUUAAAACACUCAGCAGACAUUUCUUUUAUAUUCAUGAAAUGUGUUUGUCUUUUUUUAUUACUAGUGUAAGUAAUUUUUUUACUUGAAUCAGACGGUGUAAUUUUGGUAUGGAUUUCAUUAGUUUUCUGUUUACCAUUGUUUUUACAAUCCAGAAUUACUUUCUAUACAUGAGUUAGUUUUGUUUUUAAACUGGCAUGUCGUUUGCACACAAAAUUAAAGAAUAGAGCAAAAUAAUGCAAAAUGCAGGAGGUAACAAAAAUGCACUAAACCAAGUAAAAAACCAUGCUCUCAGUAAAACAGUGUCCAUGUUUUGCAGAAAAAGAACCUUGCCUUGAAACUUACACAGUGAGACUGUAAAAAUUGCAUGAAAAGAUCUAUUUUUCCCAAAACAUUUUUUCAUUCAUGCAUAUUUUAGAGUUUUUCAUACUGUACACAUUUCUUAGACACAUGAUACCAGCAGCAACUGAAACGAAUGCAGAAUUUGGUACGCAUGUGUUAUCUACCUCAAGGUAACAGCAGUAUGUGGCAAAACAUUAACCACCCAUAGUGCUUCUCAUUAUGCACUUCUAUUUAGCCAGCAUUAUUGUAGUAGCUAUUCUUAUUGAAAAUCAUUCAAUAUUUAUAAAUGUUCUGGUAUGCAUUCUUUAUAGUGAAGUGUUAAUAUGCAGCACUUUUAUUUAUUUUAGCAAAUAAGUAUAUUUCUGUAAUUAUAGAAAGUCAACUUAAUUUUUGAGUUACCUUUCAGAUAAAAGUUUUUGUUUAGCACUAUGGUUUUAUUGCCUACAUAGCUGGAUAUAUAUUAACAUCGGCUUAUUCUGAGGCUAUCCAAUACAUUUUUUUUAUUUUUAUUAUUUAGCUUUCAUUUCAAGUAAAGCACUCACUGUGUAUAGGAAUUUGUAAUUGGAGGUGCUUGAUCUCUACAAAAGAAAUUAGGAAUUGCUUUAUUAUCAAAUGCUCCUAGAAGUCUUAAUUGUGUUCAUUUUUAAAAAAAUUUUGUAAUGUUAGUUGUGUGCAUGGAAAUAAUUAAGGUACAACAUUACUGUAGGUUAAAGUUCUAUAUGGUGAGACAUUUUGUUUUUACUGUAUGUUUUUACUGAAUGAUUCCUGUCCCACUCCCAACCCCCCUCAAAAGCAAGCAUGAAUAAAAUUAGGUUAAAUAUAGCAUGUAGCAUCUCGGUCUUCUGAAAAUUUGUUUUACCUUCUGAUUUUUUGAAAUACUGGAUGUAUCAUUGCUCCCCUCUUUAAAACGAAAAACAAAUAAAAACAUGGCCAGCAAAAA